AUGAAAAGGCAAAAUCAAAGCUCUGUGGUUGAAUUCAUCCUCCUGGGCUUUUCUAACUUUCCUGAACUCCAAGAGCAGCUCUUUGGGGUUUUCUUGGUUGUCUACCUGGUGACUCUGUUGGGAAAUGUCAUCAUUAUAGUCAUCAUCUCCUUGGAACAGAGCCUCCAUGUGCCCAUGUACCUGUUCCUCCAGAACUUGUCUGUGGUGGAUAUGCCAUCAGCCACUGGGAGGCAAAAGGCCUUUUCCACCUGUGCCUCCCACCUCACAUCUGUGACCCUCUUCUAUGGCACGGCCAAUAUGACUUAUUUACAACCGAAAUCUGGCUACUCCCCAGAAACCAAGAAGCUGAUGUCAUUGUCUUACUCACUUCUUACACCUCUGCUGAAUCCACUGAUCUACAGCUUGAGAAACAGUGAGAUGAAGAAAGCUUUGAUGAAACUGUGGGGCAGAAAAGUGGAUUCACACCCAUUCUGAUAGUACUGAGAAGCCAUGUGAUACUUGGUCACUGUUUGACAGAACUCU
Molecule: messenger RNA, 522 nt
Organism: Lutra lutra (Eurasian river otter)
Lineage: Eukaryota; Metazoa; Chordata; Mammalia; Carnivora; Mustelidae
Product: olfactory receptor 10A3-like
Exons: 2
Coding region: 1-474 (157 amino acids)
Biological process (GO): G protein-coupled receptor signaling pathway; sensory perception of smell
Cellular component (GO): membrane
Molecular function (GO): odorant binding; olfactory receptor activity
Source: RefSeq, a predicted model, not a curated record